AUAUCGUUAAUAACUACAAACUUUGCGUAAACUGGAUCUGUAACAGACGGGCGUACCGGAACGCGUCCUUUGUUCUGCCCGAAGCCAGUUUCAUCGUGUGUGUUAUAAAAUAUCAGACUAGAUAGAAGACGUUAACCCGUGGAGUUAAAAGUAAAACGUAUGUGUAUAGUGCUUGUAUAGUGUAACAUUGAUAGUAAUUUUUUUAAGUCGAAUAUUUUUCCAACAGGGGAGAUGUCAUCUCCAUACAAACGCCAAACCUCACAAAAUUGUAUUAAAUUGGUGUGACAUUUGUCAACGUACCCUUCCCGUUUAAACAAAACACGUUUAACAUAACACAACAUAUCAAAAACAACCUACGUAAUUUGGCCGGGUUAGUUGUUGUCCACCAUAAACUAUACUAAAUUUACAGUGGGGAACAAAAAAAAAAGUGAAACUGUAACAAGGACAAACCAUAAUAGCGCUUUCUCUGCUACUCUACUCCUACCAAAAGAUACAUAAGACUAUCCCGGUCGGUCAUCUCCACCACCGUUCAUGCUUGAUCCAGUUAUACUAGAUUCAUGUAUAAUAUAAAGGUGGUCCGCCGUACAUCUGUUAAGUUGAAAGAGCUAUGCUGACCGGACCAGGAUCGCGGUCUGGCACGCCCGUCUGUAAAAGCUUUCAUUGCUAACUAACUGUCAAUGUCAACGUAAUUGUCAAUAGUAUUUAUAUGCUAUUGCUAUUUGCUAUGCAUUUGUCACGUUUUGGAUUACGAGCAUUAAACUUGUUUACAGGAUAUUUCUGGAACUAAAAUAGGUAUUGAAUUAUUGUAUUUACCAAUAAAUGUGUAGUUAACCGAUGCACUUCUUAGAUUAAACUUUCGGAACGUGCGAAAGUGUCACAGGUAUAGUAGGUAUACUGUAUACGUGCUUUAGACGCUAAAACAGUAUGUCGCUGGAGGAAAUACGUAUAAAAGAAGAAGACAAAUGCAUAAAAGAGGAGCCUCAGAGUGAUAUUGACCAUGAUCUAAGCACAGCCGGGCUGGACCCUGAAGUGCGUGUAAAGGCAGAUUCUGAAUGUGCCACAGAUAUACCAGAGAGCAAAGAGGAUACAGACGAUGUGAGACGGGAUGAAGUGAAGAAUGAGCUUGACCUGGCAUGUGAACUGUUACGUCAGAUUGAAAUUGCCCACAUUGCACUGGACUCUUUGUCUGAAACACGGAUUAAAGAAGAGACAAAUCCGGAGUUCUCAUGUUGUAUCAAGCAAAUAGUGCAGCAGGAGUGUGUUGUCAAACUGGAGCGUAUUCCUAUUUAUAGUUUGAAGAAAUCUCAACGCUAUUCAUUUGCCAGGUUAACACUUACUCAUACAGAAAAUGACAAGAAAACAAGAAAAAAAUGCAACAAAAACACCCUUCAAGUUGCGAAGAAAGUUUACAUUUGUAAUACAUGCAGCAAACCAUUUGCAUGGAGAGAUACAAUUAUCAAACACUUACUAAAUAAAGUGUGUAACAAAAGUAAGAAAUCAAAUAUUUGUGACAUAUGUCAAAAGAAGUUUCCGUACCCUUCGUCUUUACGUAAUCAUAUGGUAACUCAUUCAGGGGAGAAACUUUUCAAGUGUGAACUGUGUGGAACGAAGUGUGCCACUAAGAAAUCCUUGAAACAUCAUGUGCUUAAUCACAUGAAUGACCGUUCAUUUUCUUGUGAUAUAUGUUUCAGGAAAUUUGACUACGAAAAAUAUUUAAUCAGACAUAAACUUUCUCACUCGGACGAGAAACCUUUUGAAUGUGAAAUUUGUGGAAAGCGAAUGAAAUACAAAAAAAGUUUGGAUGACCAUUUAGAAACGCACGGAAUUUACAGUAAAAAGUUGUUUUCCUGCGACUUUUGUGAAAGUAAGUUUAGUCGAAAGUCACAUUUGGCUAUACAUGAGAGGUCACACACUGGUGAGAAGCCUUUUCCAUGUGAAGUUUGCAAAAAGAGUUUUACUUCAAACUCGGUGUUAACAAGCCAUAAGAGAAUACACACUGGGGAAAAACCUUAUCCCUGCGAUAUGUGCCCAAUGCGGUUCACAACAAGUGGAAGAUUGAGUUUCCAUAAGCAGAAGCAUUUGAAAGCGAAGUAUGAAGGUUCAGUCGGGAGCAAGUAUUACGUGUAGUUAUAAUUUUCUUGCGGUAGUGUCAAAAUCAAAUUUUUACUUUUUCGAUUUUGUAUGUGAUCCCAAAACUCGGGUUAGAAAAUCCACGUAACUUCUUUCCCAACCAUCUGCGGGCUGAGCACGGUCGUAUUUUUAUAGCUUGUCACGUUCCAACAAAUAUGUAAGUGCGAAAGUGACAAGUGAUAAAAUGCAACAAUGCUGCCACCACUGGAACAAGUGGUAGACUUAAAAACUCCUUAAAAUUAACUUAAUUUAUCACAACAUACAGUGACGUCUCAGUGUCUCAAUAUACAGGAUGAUUCAUAAUUUGUGAUCAGGAAUAUGUAUUUCUUACUCAGUAUGUUUCGUAUAAACACUUGUUCGUAAGAAUAUAAAAAAAACUGUAAACAUAUUUUUCAAUAAUUCGUAAUUUUUUUUAACUCACAUUUACAUAUAACUAGGAAACAGGAUUGAAAUCGUUUCGUUUUAAAAUUGAACGAAACACAAAAGCAAUUCUAUUCUAUUUGAUAGAGUUAAACCAAGAUAAGUUGAUAGCGAUUUUGGCAGCCUAGACAGUGGAAAGUGUUAUUUUAAACAUUACUUCUAUGAAAUUAUGACGUUUACUUAACACUUGCACAGGCUGGGCUAUCAAAAUCGCUGCCAACUUAGCUUGGCCUGACUCUAAUGAUUUAAACUUCAUGAAGGUAAUUUAUGGACCGUGGGAACUGGGACGCUAGAGGAUACGAGAAAAGCAAUAAAAUCUUUCAGAAUUUUUCCAACAUAAUUUUAUUCCAGAAGUGUAUUUCUUGUUAAUAGUACAUUACGAUUAGGGCUGCCAUCCGUCCGGGUUUUCCCGGAUUUGUCCUAGUUUGGAGACCGUCCGGGGGAGGGGGGGGGGUCAAGAAGUGUCCCGGGGAAAACCCGGACACUUUUCAUGUAAGGCAGCACAUUAAAACUACAUGUAAAAUUAAAGGUCUUGUUUUUAAAAAUAUUAUUUUCAGACUCGUCCGGGGAAAAAAUGCGAUUUAUACCAAAUGUCCGGGUUUUUUUAUAUUUGUCCGGGUUUGGCGAAAUUCGAGAUGGCAGCCUAAUUACGAUACAAGUGCGAAAAAUAGGAAAUUCGAAACGAGUGGCGAUAAAUUAAAACGCGACCGUAGGGAGUGUUUUAAAUCGACAAGAGUUGCGAAUUACCUAUUCGCACAUGUAUCGUAUAAUGUUUAACAGUACAUAUGGCCCUUUAAAUGUUCGACACAGUAACGUUAUACCUAUGCUAAUUUUCGCACUAGUGCGGUAAAGUAGCACCAUAUGUACUGUAAAUCAUGUUACAUUAUAUGCUCAUCUGCAUAAUAACAACAAAUUUAAAUGUAAGUUUUUUACAUGUAAAAUUGGUGCUGAAUUGUACAAAUAAAUGACACGCAAUUAAUAGUACAAUUUAAUAAUUGUGUUUUGAUAUUUAUUUAUAGAUUUAAGGCAGUGUUCCCUUACACUUAUCACAUAACUCAGGUGGUUACAGACACUCUUAUAGACUGAUCAUUUGGGUUGAUAUUAUACAAUACUUUCACUGAAAUAAAUUGUUGAACAAUUAGUCAAAACAGUCGAUUUAAGUCUACUAAUCUAGGAGCUUAUAAAACAUCUACAUUGCAGCAUUGACAUAUGUCUAAGCACGGGCCUUACGGGCAAUAAGAAUGGGGCCAGUACAGCGGUGUUAUGCACACGAAUUCGAGCCAAUCGUGCACGUUAUAGAACGCCACAACGCGAUUGGUUGAUGAGUUCGCAUCAGGCGCGCGAUUGGUCGCAACAAGUUGCGUUAGACUGCACGAUUGGCUCGACUUCGUGAGUGACACCGCUGAACUAGCACCAUUCUUACUGCCCGUAAGGCACGUUCUUAGAUAUAUGUCAAUGCUUCUACGGAUACAUUUGAUUGAAACUCAUUUCAAUAUUUCAAAUUGUUCACUUUAAUUUCACUCAUUUGUAAUUAAAUUAUAAACUAA
Molecule: messenger RNA, 4097 nt
Organism: Cydia pomonella (codling moth)
Lineage: Eukaryota; Metazoa; Arthropoda; Insecta; Lepidoptera; Tortricidae
Product: zinc finger protein OZF-like
Exons: 2
Coding region: 925-2127 (400 amino acids)
Biological process (GO): regulation of transcription by RNA polymerase II
Molecular function (GO): RNA polymerase II cis-regulatory region sequence-specific DNA binding; DNA-binding transcription factor activity
Source: RefSeq, a predicted model, not a curated record